UGGAUUUGUUAGUUUCAAAACAUGAUCUUUCAAAUGCACAUGCUAAAGCAUAAAAGUAUUUUUUGUCUUGUGCCUCGAUUCCUUGGUGCUGUCAUGGACGCUCUCUUAAGCAUAUGUCUCUUAAUUUGUGUCCAAGCACUUGAUUUACGAGCCAACUUGAUUGACGAAGAAGGCGGUUAUGAUGCUCGCCCAUUGGUUUCAAGCAAGACUCGACUGGUGUACGAAGCGAUUAGAUCAAUCAUAAAUGUACCUAUUAGCAAAGAGCGCCCGUACAUCUGGGAUGAUGGUGAACAUGCACUGGACGAACAAAUUGCUUGUGUCAAUGCAGCUCUCACCGCGGAUGAAAAUGGACUUCUCUUCAAAGCACUAAAACCAACUAUUGACUGGCUCCGUUCCAAACGUUACACACACUAA
This is a messenger RNA of Adineta steineri, 414 nucleotides long. The record is from the annotation of a GenBank genome assembly. NCBI's taxonomy places the organism in Eukaryota, Metazoa, Rotifera, Eurotatoria, Adinetida, Adinetidae.